Sphaeramia orbicularis (orbiculate cardinalfish) is the source of this 1009-nucleotide messenger RNA. Its product is annotated as ADP-ribosylation factor-like protein 9. NCBI's taxonomy places the organism in Eukaryota, Metazoa, Chordata, Actinopteri, Kurtiformes, Apogonidae. The coding region runs from base 160 to 954 and encodes 264 amino acids. The record is from RefSeq and is a predicted model, not a curated record. The transcript is spliced from 4 exons. Gene Ontology annotation, molecular function: GTP binding; GTPase activity.
CCGUUUGAAGAAGUUCCUGGGAACUUCCUGUCUGUUAAUCCACUUGUUGAGGUGCACCGUCCAAAGCUAAAUGCCCGUUAAAACUCGGAUAAUGGCGGAGGCGGACAGAUGAACGGUGGUAGUUGGUGACUUUUAUCGGUUAGCUCACGGUUUAGCAUCAUGUCCGGUUUGAGAACGGCCGGUGUCAUCGGCGCCUCCGUUGCGGUCGCGGGUGGACUCGCCUUCGUGAUCUGGAAAUACGCGUCUGUUGUCUCCGGGGAGAAGGAGCCAGAUGCGGAAAAGAAAACUGAACCCUGUAGAGAAGAAAAAGAAGGGACAGAAGACGGGAAAACUGAGGAGGACGUAGCCGAAGAGGCGGUGGUUGUGUCCGCAGUGGAGCCUGUUGUCACCGCGGAGCCACAGAAAGUACCGGAGGAAAAAACGACCAGGACUGAGGAGUCACGUGGGACUCAGGUGCUGGUUCUGGGUCUGGACGGAGCCGGUAAGUCCAGUCUGCUGCACCACUUCUCCUUCAGCAGCACUGAACAGGAAGUGAAGCCAACGCAGGGCCUUCAUGCCAUCUCCAUCAACAGAGAGGACCUGAACAUCGAGUUCCUAGAAAUCGGAGGUAAAGAGGAGCUGCGCCCCUAUUGGCAGAAGUACAUAUCCAAAGCUCUGCUGCUGGUUUAUGUGGUCGACUCGUCCGACCCAGAGCGUUUCCCCCUCGCCAAGACACACUUACAUGAGCUGCUGACCUCUAACCCCGACCUUCCAUUGAUGGUUCUGGCCAACAAACAGGACCUUCCCGGCGCCUGCAGCAUCACUGACCUGCAUGACGCUCUGUCGCUGUCUGACGCUGGAGAUCGAAAGCUGUUCAUCAUCGGUACCCACGUCAACAAGAACAGGGUGGAGCCGAGCCCCGGUGUCGAGGACGCUAGAGAGAUGAUCAUCCAGAUCGUCUCUGAGGGAAGAUAAAACCACUAUCAUGGCCUUUAUCAUGGCUUUUGCCUGUUAGUGCUUGAUAAAAUUA